AUGCCCAACGCGUCGUCGUGGCCGUGGGGGUCGUGGUCGUCGGGGCCCGUCGCCAACGGGUCGUGCGCGCUGCCCGCGCCUAGCGGCUGCGCCAACGGCUCAGCCCCGCCGCCGCCGCCGCCCGCGCUGCCCGCGCCGCUGGCCGUGGCAGUGCCCGUGGUGUACGCGCUCAUCGGCGCCGUGGCGCUGGCGGGCAACUCGGCCGUGCUGCUGGUGCUGCUGCGCGCGCCGCGCCGCUCCGUCACGCACCUGUUCCUGCUCAACCUGGCGGCCGCCGACCAGCUGUGCGCGCUCGUGCUGCCCGUCAACAUCGCCGACCUGCUGCUGCGCCGCUGGCCGCUCGGGGAGCUGGCCUGCAAGCUGGUGGUGGCCGCCGACCAGUACAACACGCUCUGCGGCCUCUACUUCCCCGCCGUGCUGGGCGCCGACCGCUACCGCGUGGUGCUGGCCGCGGCCCGCUCGCGCCGCGCGGCCGGACGCACCCCCGGGGCCGCGCGCGCCGUGUCGCUGGCCGUGUGGGCGCUGGCCACGCUCGUCGUGCUGCCCUUCGCCGUGUUCGCGCGCCUGGACGACGAGCAGGGCCGGCCCCAGUGCGUGCUGGUGUUCCCGCGGCCCGAGGCGGCGUGGUGGCGCGCCAGCCGGCUCUACUCGCUGCUGCUGGGCUUCGUGCUGCCCGCGUCCACGCUCUGCGGCCUCUACUGCGCGCUGCUGUGCCGCCUGCGCGCCGCGCGCCCCCCGGGCCCCGCGCGCGCCCUGGGCCGCGCCCGCCGCCGCGCCACGCGCCUCGUGCUGGCCAUCGUGGCCGCCUGCCUGCUCUGCUGGACGCCCUACCACCUGGGCACCGUCGUGGCGCUCACCACCGACCUCCCGCACACGCCGCCCGUCGUCGCCGCCUCCUACUUCAUCACCAGCCUCAGCUACGCGCACAGCUGCCUCAACCCCUUUCUCUACGCCUUCCUGGACGACGGCUUCCGUCAGGGCCUCCGCCGGCUGCUGGCCUGCCGGCCCCCGGCCUGAGCCGCCCCGCCCCC
Molecule: messenger RNA, 1031 nt
Organism: Sorex araneus (European shrew)
Lineage: Eukaryota; Metazoa; Chordata; Mammalia; Eulipotyphla; Soricidae
Gene: NPBWR1
Product: neuropeptides B and W receptor 1
Exons: 1
Coding region: 1-1017 (338 amino acids)
Biological process (GO): neuropeptide signaling pathway
Cellular component (GO): neuron projection; membrane
Molecular function (GO): neuropeptide binding; neuropeptide receptor activity
Source: RefSeq, a predicted model, not a curated record